This is a messenger RNA of Cladophialophora immunda, 2086 nucleotides long. RefSeq lists its product as uncharacterized. Gene Ontology annotation, cellular component: intracellular anatomical structure. The transcript has a single exon. Lineage: Eukaryota; Fungi; Ascomycota; Eurotiomycetes; Chaetothyriales; Herpotrichiellaceae. Gene Ontology annotation, biological process: cellular response to nitrosative stress; nitric oxide catabolic process. The record is from RefSeq and is a predicted model, not a curated record. Bases 315 to 1682 code for a protein of 455 amino acids. Gene Ontology annotation, molecular function: heme binding; nitric oxide dioxygenase [NAD(P)H] activity; FAD binding.
GCUGCCCAACUUCGCCAUUGGGGUACGUUUACACCUGGGGACAUAGGGCGUCUAUCCCCUGAAGCCCCGACCCCACGAAGUCUUGGUAUCACCUGAGGCGCCACGAUGAAAAGCUUCUUCUUGUGGAUCUACGGCAGCUUUGAGCAGGGGGGAGCUGGGUAAUUCUCGUGUCAGUAGCUAAGCGAACGGCUUCAGCAACGAGGGACAUACCUGCCGAAUACCACCAGCUUUUCACAAUGUGAAGUAUAUAAGUGGCUGAUCUCCUCAGUCCGACAGCUGUAUUGGGGUUGCAGUUCCAUAACCCCCAGACGAAAAUGGCGAGCAAAGUGGUCCGAGGUCGAACGUUGAUGGGCUGCAAUCCAUCCCGCCUUCUACAGCGAUCUGCCGCCCUCACAGACUCAAAAGCUCUGGCAGCAACGCCCUACAUAGGCCGCAAACUCUUCAACACCUCUUCGAAGCUGCAAGCUGAGGCCCUCAGCGAGCAGCAGAAGUCGAUCGUGAAAUCGACGGCACCGAUUUUGCAAGAACAUGGCCUUGCCAUCACGAGCGUCUUCUACAAAAGGCUGCUAAACAAUCAUCCCACCCUCCGCAACAUCUUCAACACUGCGCACCAAGAAACCGGUGCUCAACCGGCUGCCUUGGCACAUGCCGUCUGGGCCUAUGCCAACAACAUCGACAACCUAGGUGCGCUGACAACCGCCGUCUCCAGAAUAGGGAACAAGCACGCCAGCCUGGAUAUCCAGCCGGACCAAUACCCGAUCGUGGGCGAGGAGUUACUCGCGUCGAUCAAAGAGGUGCUUGGCGAGGCUGUGACCGAAGAGAUAAUCGACGCAUGGAAAGCGGCCUACGGCCAGCUCGCAGACAUCUUCAUCAACUUCGAGCGGGAUCUCUACAGACAGGCCGAGAACACUACAGGCGGCUGGAAUGGGUGGCGUACGUUCACGGUCGCAAAGAAGGUGUAUGAGAGUGACGAGAUCGUCUCCUUCUACCUCGAACCCGCCGACAAGGGACCUCUCCCUGGGUUUCAGUCGGGGCAAUAUGUCUCGGUGAGGGUCUUCCUCCCGGAACUCGGAGUCUACCAACCGCGGCAGUACAGCCUGUCGGACAUCCCAGACGGCAAGCAUUUUCGGAUCUCAGUGAAGAAGGAGUCUGCCAGAGGGCCCAUCCCGGCCGGCCGGAUCUCGAACGUGCUGCACGAGGACGUCCCCGAGGGAGCACAGAUCGAUGUCAGCAUGCCGCGUGGGGACUUUUUCCUGGACGUCGACGCGGACACGCCUGUAGUCUUGAUCAGCGCGGGUGUCGGCAUCACGCCCAUGCUGUCCAUGUUGGGGACCGUGAUCGGGCAGAGCGAAACCCGCCCUGUCGGCUUCAUCCACGCCGUCCGGUCGGGCCACGUCCACGCCAUGAAAGACUACCUCUCGCGCGUGGUGGAGAAGAAUCCACAGGUCAAAAAGGCCGUGUUUUAUGAGCAGAUCGGCGAGGCUGACAGGGAAGGGGUCGACUAUGACUUCGAGGGCAGGAUCGAGUUCGACAAGGUCAAAGACAUUGCCCUGCUUCCGAACGCCCAAUACUAUCUGUGCGGGCCCAUCCCAUUCAUGCAGCUGCAGCAACAGACACUGGAGGCUCUGGGCGUUCCGAAGGAAUACAUCCAUUCCGAGGUCUUCGGAUCAGGCGUCGCAUGAGGAGAGAAGGCAUGCAUAGAAUAUAAAAACGGGAGCCCGUAUGAUGGUAAAAGAAAAAAAAAAAACCGGAAAAGAAAGAGAGAUUGAGCGAAUAAUACCACGUCGGUCAGUCUUUCUCCGGAAACCCGGAAUGCCCAUAUCGUCGACUUACCCAGAUCAUUGCACCGAUGGCGGGGGCGAUGCCAAAUACUUGUCUCGAACUUGUCACCUUAAUUCCAUGCCCUGGUGAAGCAUUGGAAACGAUAUACUCCAGAGCAAUUAAGAGUCGUGGCAUCUAGAACGCCUCUCUUGGUUGCUAACCUCUCAGCAUAUUGCAUGUAUCGUAUCUCUGCUUUCGAUGGGUUUGAGAGACUCAGUCGUUUGUCAAAGAUGAGGAAGUGUAUCAUUGUACUACCAUACAGUAG